Messenger RNA from Cervus elaphus (red deer), 11709 nucleotides. RefSeq names its product SRY-box transcription factor 6 (gene SOX6). Bases 2678 to 5209 code for a protein of 843 amino acids. Gene Ontology annotation, cellular component: nucleus. Gene Ontology annotation, molecular function: RNA polymerase II cis-regulatory region sequence-specific DNA binding; DNA-binding transcription factor activity, RNA polymerase II-specific. Gene Ontology annotation, biological process: positive regulation of chondrocyte differentiation; central nervous system development; regulation of transcription by RNA polymerase II. Lineage: Eukaryota; Metazoa; Chordata; Mammalia; Artiodactyla; Cervidae. The transcript has 17 exons. The record is from RefSeq and is a predicted model, not a curated record.
AUCUCUGUGGGAGAAAGGGACACAAGAUUUCUGGUUGGGGACUGUUGUCCUCUCAGCCAACAGUCAUCAAGUCAUUUUAACUUGCAGUCUUCAAGCUUCCAAUCCUCAGCAUCAUCUUUCCUAACUGGAAUAGGAAAUAAGCAUGGGGCUAUUCCUUCUGCCCCAUUAAUCCCAGGUGUUCAUCCUGACCCUUAUUUCUAUCCUCUUCCUUCUCUUGUCUGGAGUUUAUAUGAAACCAAACAUGGAGUAUACUUUAAGAAGCCAAUAUACGACUAACAGACAUCUCAGCUUGGUACAUCUGCAUUUACUUACUUUCUCCAUUUUCUUCAAAGUUAGUGGAACAAAGAUGAGGCUUUCUCCUCUGUAUCUUUUAUCACUUGAUCUGUGAAGGUCUUCCUCAAAUUGGCAACUUUAGAUUGCAUUAACUUUUUGAUUUUUCUAGCUCUAAUUCCUGACUCCUCUCUCCUGUCCAUAUCUACUUUCACAAAUUCCCUGUUCAUGUAAUGCCUCAAAGUGGCCCGCUCAUAUCAGUUUCUACAUAGCAAGGACCUCACUUCCACAAAUCUCUGUAGGUUUACACUGAUCGUGUCAGAACCCCUCUCUUAGCUUUUAAUCUUGAUGUAAUUUGGACUCUCCACUAACUUUAGUUUCUCAAAUCUAUUUCUUUGGGCCUGGCUUAACACAGGCCAACAUCACCUUGUGCACACUGGCUGCUUCUUAGCUCUGUGUCUGCUGUUGUCAAAGCUAGUGUUCUCAUCUAUUUCUUUUGUUCUGUAUCUCUAUUACCUAACAUCAUGAUUAUUCUCUCCCCUCCCAGUCCCCCAGGUUUUUUUUUUUUGCACUGAGAUAAAAUUCCAGGUCUCUGUUCCAUUAGGCCACCCUAUACCCUUCAAAUCUUUUAUCUACCCUACACACCCACAUCAAAGAGAAUCUUUAAUUUGUGUAGGUUUUUUUUUUUUUUUAUGGGGGGUGGUUAAACAUAAUUUUCUCUAUCUGACUUACAUGUUUUUUGCAAAAUGCUGUCCUGGGUGACUGAAACUCUUCAUCUUUUACAACUUCCCAGCCACCCAUCUUGAAAUUGUUUCUCCAAAUCUUUUCCUCUACAAAGUUGAGGUAAUACACAUAUAUCACUCACCCAAUUCUGUGUAACACAAACUUAACCCUAUAAUAAAUGUGUGACUAUUUAGUUUAUCAUUGUAUAAGGUAUAAUCAUUUUUUUCCUUGGUAGUUUGUACAUGUUUUGUUAUUCACAAUUUUAACCCAUAAACUUCAUAUUCCACAUGGCCUCCAGAAUAUGGCCCCCUACAUAUGUUAAGAAUCUCCUGUAUCAAUUCCUUUUUCUCUCAGUUGCUCUUCCUCCAUCUUUUAAAAUAAGGUCCUCUUCCUCUAUUUACUGAAAUCCUGUUAACCUAUAUGUUUCCAUGAUCUCUGCUUCCUGCAUCUCUUUCUUCACUCUCUUUUGAUUACUUCUCUUUUUCACUUUUCUUCAUCCUUAUUAUUCAUCCUAAUAUUCACCUUCCUUUCCUUCUUCUUGGUCUGCUUUAGCCCCUGUUCUUUCUCUUCUCUGUUUCUGCCAUGACUCACUUCUGUGGUCCAGUUCUAUAUCUCAGUACUUCCUAACAUUCAGUCCAUUCAUCAUCCUCUUCACAUAACUUUUUCAAAGCACAAACUACCAUCCCUGCAAUUCCUCUCCCACCUUCCCUCCUCCUUUUCUCCAGUUUGCUCCUUUCUUUCUCCCCAGUUGUCUACCUUUCCGCCUCUUCAGUUUGCCUUCAUCUAGACUCCUCCUUCCAACAACUCCAGCCCUAAUAGCACUCCUGGGGUCCUUUACUCCUCAGCCUUUUUCUCUCCACCUAAUACUUGUCACCAUUCCCCUCUGACCUCAACUCUCCCUCUUCUUUGUCGCCUUCCAGUUCUCUCCUACUAGUCGCUUCACUCUCUCUUCGCAGGCGCUUUCUCCAAUUCCACCCUCCGCUCCCGCCGGUCUCUGCCCUCUCUCUCUCCGGCUCUCUCUCCUUUGCCUCCGCUCUCCCCUCCUUCUUCUUCCCCCGGCCCUCCCCCUCCCUCCCAGCUUCCCUGCCUGGCUCGCUGCCUCCCUCGCCUCUUGUCUCAUCUUGCCUGUGUUGUCUGGGAGGGGAGCCCUGCCUCCUCUCCCUCGCUCAGAUCAAUGCCCUGGCCACUCACUUUCUGAUGUUGCACGACGGGAAAUGCUUUGAAUACUUACGACAUGGCCGCUCACACUGAUUGCCAAGAUUGACAGCACUAACCAUCGCCUUCACUUGUUUCAAGGGGGAAGCCCCUAGUCACCCCGCUCUGCGCUCACCUCCCGGCACCCCGGCGGCAAACUUCUGCGGGUCAGCGUUCCCCCGCUCGGGGCGGGACACCCCCGCAGACUUGAGUUAACGGGCUUAGCCGGCCGCGGCGCUGGGGGGCUCUACUCUCUUGCUCCCCGGGCUGAGCUAAUUGACCCAGCAACGACUCCCCUUCCUUAAUUUUUUUUUUUUAUUUGUAUCUUUCCCUUUUUUCUUUAAUGCCAUUUACUCCCGCGGCGCAGCGCACAAGGAGCCCUCCCGUGCGGUACCAUCCUGGAGCCCGCCCAGGUCACUUUCAUGAAUUCAAAAGCAAUUUACCAGUGAUUUCUGGGUGCUGGGGCUGAUUUUUUUGUGCGUAUUUAAGAAUGUCUUCCAAGCAAGCCACCUCUCCAUUUGCCUGUACAGCUGAUGGAGAGGAAGCAAUGACCCAAGAUUUGACCUCAAGGGAAAAGGAAGAGGGCAGUGAUCAACAUGUGGCCUCCCAUCUGCCUCUGCACCCCAUAAUGCACAACAAACCUCACUCUGAGGAGCUACCAACACUUGUCAAUACCAUUCAACAGGAUGCUGACUGGGACAGUGUUCUGUCGUCUCAGCAAAGAAUGGAGUCAGAGAAUAAUAAGUUAUGUUCCCUAUAUUCCUUCCGAAAUACCUCUACCUCACCACAUAAGCCUGACGAAGGGAGUCGGGACCGCGAGAUAAUGACCAGUGUUACUUUUGGAACCCCAGAACGCCGCAAAGGGAGCCUUGCCGAUGUGGUGGACACACUGAAACAGAAGAAGCUUGAGGAAAUGACUCGGACUGAACAAGAGGAUUCCUCCUGCAUGGAAAAACUACUUUCAAAAGAUUGGAAGGAAAAAAUGGAAAGGUUAAAUACCAGUGAACUUCUCGGAGAAAUUAAAGGUACACCUGAGAGCCUGGCAGAAAAGGAACGGCAGCUCUCCACCAUGAUUACCCAGCUGAUCAGCUUACGGGAGCAGCUCCUGGCAGCGCAUGAUGAACAGAAGAAACUGGCAGCCUCACAAAUUGAGAAACAACGGCAGCAAAUGGACCUUGCUCGCCAACAGCAAGAACAGAUUGCAAGACAACAGCAGCAACUUCUGCAACAGCAGCACAAAAUUAAUCUUCUGCAACAACAGAUCCAGCAGGUUCAGGGUCACAUGCCUCCGCUCAUGAUCCCAAUUUUUCCACAUGACCAGCGGACCCUGGCAGCAGCUGCUGCUGCCCAACAGGGAUUCCUCUUCCCCCCUGGAAUAACAUACAAACCAGGUGAUAACUACCCUGUGCAGUUCAUUCCAUCAACAAUGGCAGCUGCUGCUGCUUCUGGACUCAGCCCUUUACAGCUCCAGAAAGGUCAUGUCUCCCACCCACAAAUUAACCCAAGGCUAAAGGGCCUAAGUGAUCGUUUGGGCAGGAGUUUGGACACCUUUGAACAUGGUGGUGGCCACUCUUACAACCACAAACAGAUUGAGCAGCUCUAUGCCGCUCAGCUGGCCAGCAUGCAGGUGUCACCUGGAGCAAAGAUGCCAUCAACUCCACAGCCACCAAACGCAGCAGGGGCAGUCUCACCUACUGGGAUAAAAAAUGAAAAGAGAGGGACCAGCCCUGUAACUCAAGUUAAGGAUGAAGCAGCAGCACAGCCGCUGAAUCUCUCAUCCCGACCCAAGACAGUUGAGCCUGUAAAGUCCCCAACAUCUCCCACCCAGAGCCUCUUCCCAGCCAGCAAAACCAGCCCUGUCAAUCUGCCUAACAAAAGCAGCAUCCCCAGCCCCAUUGGAGGAAGUUUGGGAAGAGGAUCCUCUUUAGGUAAAUGGAAAGGUCAACACCAGGAAGAGACUUAUGAAUUAGAUAUCCUGUCCAGUCUCAACUCUCCUGCCCUGUUUGGGGAUCAGGAUACAGUGAUGAAAGCUAUUCAGGAGGCUCGGAAGAUGCGAGAACAGAUCCAGCGGGAGCAACAACAGCAACAGCCACAUGGUGUUGAUGGGAAACUGUCUACCCUGAAUAAUAUGGGGCUGAACAACUGUAGGAAUGAAAAGGAAAGAACGCGCUUUGAAAAUUUGGGGCCCCAGUUAACAGGAAAGUCAAGUGAAGAUGGAAAGCUGGGCCCAGGUGUCAUCGAUCUUACCCGGCCAGAAGAUGCAGAGGGAAGUAAAGCAAUGAAUGGCUCUGCAGCUAAACUACAGCAGUAUUAUUGUUGGCCAACAGGAGGCGCCACUGUGGCUGAGGCACGCGUCUACAGGGAUGCCCGAGGCCGGGCCAGCAGCGAGCCACACAUCAAGCGGCCAAUGAAUGCGUUCAUGGUUUGGGCAAAGGAUGAGAGGAGGAAAAUCCUUCAGGCCUUUCCUGACAUGCAUAACUCCAACAUUAGCAAAAUCUUAGGGUCUCGUUGGAAAUCCAUGUCCAACCAAGAAAAGCAACCUUAUUAUGAGGAGCAGGCCCGGCUAAGCAAGAUCCACUUAGAGAAGUACCCAAACUAUAAAUACAAACCUCGACCGAAACGCACCUGCAUUGUCGAUGGCAAGAAGCUCCGGAUUGGGGAAUACAAGCAACUGAUGAGGUCUCGGAGACAGGAGAUGAGGCAGUUCUUUACUGUGGGGCAGCAGCCUCAGAUUCCAAUCACCACAGGAACAGGUGUUGUGUAUCCUGGUGCUAUCACUAUGGCAACUACCACACCAUCACCUCAGAUGACAUCUGACUGCUCUAGCACCUCGGCCAGCCCAGAGCCCAGCCUCCCGGUCAUCCAGAGCACUUAUGGUAUGAAGACAGACGGCGGAAGCCUGGCUGGAAACGAAAUGAUUAAUGGAGAAGAUGAAAUGGAAAUGUAUGACGACUAUGAAGAUGACCCCAAAUCAGACUAUAGCAGUGAAAAUGAAGCCCCGGAAGCUGUCAGUGCCAACUGAGGAGUGUUUGUUUGCUGAAUUAAAAUACUCUGACAUUUCACCUCCCCUCCCCCAACAAAAAAAAAAUUCUUAAAGAGCCCGCAUGCAUUUGUGGCUCCACAAUUACAUCAGCAGAAUGGUCUUAAUUGUUUCGUAAAGCGUGAGACAGAUUAAGUUUUCCCUGAUUUUUCAUGAACUUGAGUUUUUUUGUCGUUAUUGUUAUUGUUGUUGUUGUUUUUUAAUUUAGGUGAAGACAUAUUAAAUAUGAGACACCAGGACUUGAAAACUUAUCUCAACCCAUAGCUGUCUUACAAGUCUUAUAUUUUUGUCUUACUUUUUUCUUUUGGAUGUUGAUAAAGGUUUAAGUUACUGUUUUAGAUGGGGUUAAACAUUCUCACUCAGGUAUGCUGUGCCGGCCUACAGGUUGUGAAUGUGUUUUUAUUCUGAAUUAUUUUAGAAAACAACUGAGAAUUUCAUAUUGUGAAACAGAACAAGUCCACGGCGUGUGCAGCUGCAUGCAGAGCAUAUUCAAAAGGCCUCGGAAUUCCAUUUUUCCACGUGUAGAGUUAAACUUUGAAUGUGCCAAACUUUUGCAUAACUUUUGAAUCUUAAUAUUUUGAAAGUCUUAAAGGAGACACUGCAAAGUCUUAGACAAUCUUUGGCAUCUUAAAAUAGCAAACCACACAUAUUUUUUUUUUUUCCAGAAAAUGGUAAAGUACUCAGGAAUCUGGAGACAAGAUAUUGUAAGGAAAGAACAAGGCUGCCACAGUGCAUGUACCCAGUCGUGUUUGCCUCCUGAUGUGCCAUCAGUGUGACGUGGUAUGACGUGCACGCACUAGAGCGAUCACCACACCAGAUAGCGACACGGUGGUCUUCUCUGCCUGAGACCACCUCUCACUACAUCCAUUAUCCCUUUGCCUUUAACCCUGACAUUCAGUCUUAACACAUUUUUCUCUUAAAUAAUUUAUUCAUUCCAGAAUGUCAAGGGUCCACUUACUAUUUAUUUUAAAAAAAAAUUUGUUGGUGGCAUUAAUUUAAUAAUUCUUUUUUCUCACCCUCCUUCCCCAAAGAACUUUUCAACCCUUUUCACCUCCUUCUCCUGCUAGAUACAAAAGAUGUACAUAGUGAUUUUAUGUCCCCAGAACAUCUGGAAGCAUUUCUGAAACAAGAUACUACUAAAUACCUAUAUAGUUGUUUUUGAACAUCGGUGUAUAUAUGGCUAUAGAGCUGUGUAUUUGGAUACAGGUGUAGAGACUUACACUUCAACAGGAAUGUCCCUGAGGUUCACCAUGACUUUGAAUCUUUUGCCAGAAUUUCCCCCUAAUUCAGUUAAGCCACAAGUGGUAGGAUCUGCGUCGGUGGCAUUUCCCCUGAAUGCCAUUCAGCAGCAAGGGUCAACAGUGGUGACUGCCAGGCAGGAGAGUCCUGCGGCCAAUCCUAAAGCCCAAAGCUGUGGGCCAUGUAGGAGUCCACAGGGAUGCUCUCAUGGGCUGGCAUCUCUUCACUGAGCUGCCUGUCCCAUCUGGCACAUCUAGGGAGUUCUUUGCAAAAUCCCCAGGAUGCAAGAAGCUGCAUGACAGCCUCAGAGCAAAGACAGAGGCAAAUUGUCAUGAUACAUCCAGAGAAUGAAAGAAAACCAUAGGGAGGGAGAAGGAGGGGAAAUACAUUCCCUAAGUGGGAUGUUCCUACUGUUAACUCUGGGGAACAGAUCACUCCUGGGGCAGCAGACGAGUUCCUCUGGCUCACUCCCUCCAUCUGUGGCCACGUGGGGGUCAUGCCUAUGUGUGAACAAGAUUAACUACCCAUGUCACACAAGGAGUUUUCUGGAGAUGUGCUGAUGCGUUGGGAGGGCAAUGAGGCUUCCUUCCUCAUCUCCUAAUGACAGGGAGCUCGGCCAUGCCAUCUUGACCUUCCUGAAUCCAGGACUGAUUGCCUAUGGGGGAGCCUCACCCCGAGUAGUUCAAUGGGAGAAUGUCAGCAAAUGGGACAGUUCACCUCAUGGGACAACCAGAAUCUGAUCACCAGGACAUAGGAACGGCCCCAUCAGAUUUCUUGAGCCAUUUCGUCACUUGGAAGAAAAUAGUGUACCUUCGUAUUUAUUUAAGAGUGCUCACGGCCAUACCUAAGAGCGAUAAAUAGGUCUAGCCAAGACGUUACUGUCUAUGUCAUUAGCUAGGAGUGCUCUCUAUAAGCUGAUUUAGGUACUGAUAGGAAUGUUUGGUUCUUAAUAUUGAUUGGGGAUUGGAACUUUGUUUUUGUACAUUUAUUUCAAAUGAGGAGGAGGUCAUUUUUCUAAAAAAAAAAUGAGUAUUUAUUAUUGUCUUACUGGUUUCUUUUGAUUAUAUACCUCUCCUCCUCAGCUCAUUCUCACAUUUUUUUUCCUCUUUCUCUUUGAUUCUUGCUUUUGCCCUCUCCCACUCCUUUUUGAUUUUGUUGCAUAGGUAGAGUGCUGUAUGGCUAGCAUUGUAUUGUAUGUAAUUAAUUUUGCACAAAGGCAAACAUUUAGAAUAGUAGGUUAAUUUUGUUUGUUUUUAUGACCAUGCCAAAAUAAUAUUCUGGGCUGGUGGAGAACAAAGGACUGUUCUUUAGGACUGAAACUUGAUUUUGCUUGUAGUUUAAAAAAAAAAAAUGAAACAAAAAAAAGAAAACAACACAAAAAACCAACAAAAAAACACACACACUCACAGAUGUUGUUUCGUAAGUGUUAUAAGCACUGGAUAUAAAUGGUAUUUUUUAUCACUUCUGACUAAUGUGAAGCUGUUGUACGAAAACUACAUGAACAAAAGUCAUCUGUUUCGACUCGUGUGGGCUUGCCUCACAGUUGCCGGAUUUGAGUCAUUUUUAUGUCUUGUUAUUUCAUUUAUUUAUGCAAAAUACAUGUGUGUAUGAACACUUUGUUUUAGCUCCAGCUCUGCCUCAGUACUGGGGUUCAGUUACUCCUAGCCAUGUUCUUAAAAAUGAAAGGCUAUUCAGGAAUGAUCUGAUUGUAAACGUCUCUUUCAUUGGGUCAAACAGUGAUGCUGUAUUUGAAUCUAAAUUCUGCACAUAAGCAGUUUAUUCUAUUUAUUAGCCAAGUUUGGCUCUAAAUAUCCAUGGAAAUUAAGAAUGACAAUCAUAGGGAUCACUUCAUUUUAUUUUCAGUGGGGCUUAAACAAAGUUUUUAUGAUUUUACCAUCUCAUUUUAGAUUUUUCUAAUUGUGUAAAUAUAACAUAGAAAUAGAAUUUAUUUUUGGUUCAUGAAUAUUUAGUGAAAUAUAAGUUAUGUAUUUCCUUUUCGUUCUCUAUCCAUGUAUGUUGGUCCAGACUAGAAGUUGAUAAGUCACUGUACCUCAUGGGGUAGUGAGUUAUCAGCCACAGUGAGAGAGCAGCCCCACUUGCAGCUGGAGCAGGAAAACCCUUCACUCGGGUUCUUGUACGGUUUAGAACCCACUGUCCACAGACUCAGCCUUUCACUUUUUUUCUCAUAGAAAGCUGAUGAAUUGAACAUGGUGAAUUUCCAGCACAGCUGGGAGGGAGUCAAUUUGCUCUGUGAAUCCACAUGAAUCUUAUAAGGUAGUUCCAUGACCAUUUAAUAAGCAUGAAGCAUGAAUGCCAUUAUAAAGGCAAAAAUCUGCCUCUGAGAUUGGCCGUUAAUGAAAGCCUCAUCAUGCCAAUUAGAUUAAAGAAUGUUAAUCAACUUUUUUUUCAUUGCUCCCUGUUUCACAAUAUCUUCAAAUCAAAGGUAAACAUCUCCAUUUUGUUAAAGAACUUGCAGGAUCAGGAUUUUCCUUGUCACUUAGAAUAGGGACACUGACAGACAAUCCUGUCCUAAAGAAAUGGACCAUAUGGAAGCGAAGGGAAGAAGGAAGCGAAGAAAGAAGGAAAGGAAGGAAGAAAGAAAAGAAAGGAAUCAAAGGAAAGAAGAAAGAGAGAAGAAAAGAAGAAAGAGAAAGAAAGGGAAAGAAAGAAAGAGAGAGAGAAAGAAAAGGUCAGUCUGUGGACAGGAGCAGCCAGUUGAGCAGUUUCUCUGUUUCGCUGGCAGACGUGAGGUGGUAUCUUUUCCAGAAAGGUACGAAAGCUUUGUUGUUUUCACCUGUAUUCAGCUCACCCUUUUAGGAGCACAUCAGUUUGCUCCUCUUGGUAUUUGAUACUCCCCAACCUUGUCCUCAGGCCUGAUUUGAUUUGCCAGGGUCCCAACACCAUCUCUCAGGCCAAGUUCUAAAUUCAGGUGUGGGCUCACAGUGCUAUUGAGCUUGUCAAAUUCUGGCCUCCCCUGAACAUUAGCCCCACUGGAGCCUGGGGUGUUUGAAAAGGGUGUGAUCACUCUAGGGCUGAAAUUAAAGGCUUCUUUCUUUUCCUUAUGAAGCCAGGCUGCUUCUCCGGAGCACACCCUCCCAAGCAGGGGGGCACAGGCACUAGUGAAAGCCGGGAUUGUUUCGAGGAAGCCCAUCUACCCCCAGUAGGAAGGCAGCCUGGUCACACCACAGCUGAGGCUGCUCCUCUUAAUUCACUCAUUCUGCAAAGAGGUGACCUCUACCUACUCAUUAAGGAAAAGAAAAAGAAUCGCUUCAUAGUUUCAAACCAUACGAGAAGUCCUGUAUCAAGUGCCAACAACUGCAAAGAAUGCAGCUAGAGGAAUGUAUUGAAAUUAUUACUGGGUCUUCCUUUUUAAUGAGAAUAUGACAAAAAAUGGUUGCUGUAGCCUUGCCUGAUUUUGUAUAUGUUUGUCUAAGGACUGAGUUGGCACUUAAGCUCACUUCUCAAAGUAUAAUAAUAUUGUAUGACCUCAUUUGUCCUUUUACAAAAGCACUUGCAUCAUUUCCUUAAGUCAUCUGUCCCCUGACAUGUUUUCUUCCUUAAUAAACAACUUCUGUCUGUUAUUCCUGCCGAUUAUGUUCUGUUUCUGAUGCCAUGUACUAUUGAGCGUAACCCUCUGCUAAUAUCACUGAAAAUACUGAUAUGCAAACCCUUUUCCCUUUCAUCCCCACCCCAUCUUUUCCUUUGGGGACAGAUUUCUUUCCCAAAGCUCAUGAACAAGUAUUGGGAAUGCUGGUACCUUGGAGGCAGUGCUAGAGGUGGGAGGGGGCAAGGCAGAAAGGUAAAACUUCGUGCAGAUUCUCUUCUGAUUGUCGUCCAUGGCAACACGAAAGCUUAAAGGCAACUCAGUGACGUAUCUUGCUCAGUAGUUUCUUAUUCCUGAAGAUCCACAAGCAGACAGUGAGGCCUCAGUGCUGGUGCUCUUGGAGUAUGGGGAAUGUGCAAAUAUUUAACUGUUUUGUAUGCUGCACAUUGCAGACCUGCUCACGUGCAUUCUCCGUUUGUCUUCUUUUGUCAUAUGUGUUUUUGCUUUUUUUGAAAAAGUGCAGUCUUUAUUGUACCCUUCUCCAGCUUGUAGCAAAUUAGAAUGCUUAGCAUUUAUGUUCAUUCAUUAUUGUAUUUGCCAUGUAAAAUUUUUAUUACCUUAGACAAGCUUAUAAGCUGUUACUACAUAACUUAUCUUAUUGUAACUCUUUUAUUUCCCGACAUUGUAAUUUGUUUGUGAUGUAUAUUGUGAGAUUGUAUUCUAUGUUAAUUUAAUCAGCACAAUUCACUGACAUGCUGGACUGACAUGCUAGCUGCUGUUUCCAAGUGUAAAGUUUGUGUAGGGCUGUUGAGACAACUGCUACUCCGUUGUCAAGGUACUGUGCUGGUUCCCCUAGCAACACUGCGGGUGUGGCCCUUGGGACGCUGAGGGCAUCGAAUACACCCUUGAGCAAGUUUUAACUGCAGAUUUCCUUUGUAGAAAUUCUAUGUAUAAUGCAGGUACCUACUUGGCCCAUGGCUGGUAACUAUUUGGGCAAUUAGAAAAAAAAAAAAAACAAGAACCAUAAAAACUAGUGUCUAUUGCUGCUUUGAAUAUGUUUGAAAGUCUGAAAAUGUAAAUAGUUUAUCAAAAAAAAAAUCUUGUACAGUCCAGUGUAAAGUUUUUAAAUGACCUUAAAAGGGUUGUCAUCACAUCUUUCUCACACUCUCCUCCUGAUAAUGGAAAAAAAGUUUGCUAAGGAUUAAAGAAAUGAGAAAAACAAAACAGAGAAUCUCUUCAGAUUUCAAGGAAUGAAUCAUUGUUCUUAGCUUUGUUGCAUACACACACUUCUUGGAUUUCGUUGUGCAGUAUUGAUGUGAGAUAAAACUCAACAUUGAAUAACCUUUCAGUGGUACUUUGCAAAGUCUUCCCCUCCUCUGCCUCAUAAUUAAGGGAAAAGACAAAACUGAAAGACACACUGUCUUUAUCUAUCCUGGUGUAUGUUGGCACCUUAGCUACUUUUUUUUUUUUUUUCCUUUUUGCACAAGGUGCUUUCCUGAUAUGUUAAACAUGCCAUCUUUGGGUGAUAAUGUAUAUGCCAUGGUGGGGCCUAGGCCCCUCAGGGGAGUGUCUAUAAGAACUGCCUAUUUAUGCUCAUUUACCUCAAGACUGUCCUCUCUACCCUUAAUCUAGUCGUCAUCACUCCAUCUUUUGUACUGCUGUUGACACUUACAAAUUAAAGAUAAAUUUUGUUUUAUGA